CCUUUAUUGAAGUCUUCAGCUACACCAGUCCCAGUGGCGGCGCCUCCUGCCGCUCUGUCAUCCAUGUGUGUCGUUCUGUGACAGCUGUGGUUUUAUUGUUUUUAUCUGGUCAUAAUCAGGUACGAGCAGCCGCGGACAGCCGGUGAAAAUGGGAGCACACGAAAGCACGGCACGGAGAGUGUCAUUCGGAAUGGACGAAGACAUGAAGGUCACAGUUAUUGAAGGAGUGAAGCUCUCGGAGGAUGUGCUCCGGUGGAUGAGGGAACAUCGGAGGUCCGACAGUGAGAAGUCCUCGACAUCGCCAACAGACGGCAACAAACCACCAGAGAGUCCAAAACCCACAGGAGCUUCUGCUACAGAAAUACAGGAAGAACUGCGUAAAGACUUUGAGCGUCAGCAGGCAUUUGUGCAAGAGAGUUUGUCCAGACUGGCUCAGAAGGAGAGAGAGACGGCUGCAACCACAGGCCUCGAUGAGCUGAUGCCCAAACUCAUCGUAGAGAGAGGGAAAGUCCACGAAGAGCAAGAAAAAGCCAUGUUAUUGCCUGCAGAUCUGGAUGCCUGGGCCAAACAACUGCAGAGUAAAGAGAUGGAACUUGCCAGCCUCUCCAGCUUUUAUAAAGAACAAAUAGAAGUACUGGAGAAAAAGAACUUUGACAUCUAUAAGGAGUCGGCAGAACAGUACAACCAAGCAGCGACCAAAGCUGAGGCUCGCAUCAGUCCUCGCCAGGCCGCGUCUGUGUGCACUGAACUACAGGCCAAGGUGCUCCAGUGCUUCAGAGAGAAUCCACAACAGACCCUGCACUGCUCCAGCCUGGCCAAACAAUACAUGACCUGUGUCCAGCAAGCUAAGAAGAGCUUACUGACAAAUCACGGCUGAGAAACCUCCAGAAAGUCGGAGCGGGAGAAGUGAAGAAAAGGAGAGCAUGUCAAAUCCGUCCGUUUGCUGACUUCCCUCUGUCCUUCUCCUGUCCAUCUACGCAUCCUUUUAUUUCGCUUCCAUCACUGAAUAAACCCGGUUUCUUUCCCA
Solea solea (common sole) is the source of this 1027-nucleotide messenger RNA. RefSeq names its product MICOS complex subunit mic25a-like. The record is from RefSeq and is a predicted model, not a curated record. The transcript is spliced from 9 exons. NCBI's taxonomy places the organism in Eukaryota, Metazoa, Chordata, Actinopteri, Pleuronectiformes, Soleidae. Gene Ontology annotation, biological process: inner mitochondrial membrane organization. Bases 149 to 877 code for a protein of 242 amino acids. Gene Ontology annotation, cellular component: mitochondrion; MICOS complex.